AUGACAUCGAUUAGAUUUGAUAAAUUAGAAACUACUAUUGUCUCUGUUGUAGUGGUAAACCUGGUGUGUUCAGUUCAAAUAGAACAAGAACAUGUGUUCUAUUGUGAAGAAAAAAGAGAGGGCGAUUUAAUGAUCAAAGUCCCCUCAUCAUUCAUUUCAUUAUAUAUUCAUUCAAUACAAAUAGAGAGAAUGAAUAAUCAACAAAAAGAACAAGAAAGAAUCAUUUCAAUGAUAUUUGCAGUAUCAGAGAAUCAUGUAAUAGGCAAGGGGAAUGAUUUACCAUGGCAUUUACCAAAAGAUUUAAAAUUCUUUAGAGAUACAACCAAUGGACACCCAGUCAUUAUGGGUAGACGUACAUUUGAAUCGAUAGGUUGUAAACCAAUGCCAAAUAGAUAUAAUAUAGUUGUUACUAGUAGAUCUGCCGAAUCUUUUAAAGAUAGUGAUGGUCAAACUCUAAGUAACAUUCAAGGCAAAUUAGCUUUUGUAUCAUCUAUUGAAAAUGGUUUACAAUUAACAAAAGAUAUUCAAAAAGUUUUUAUUAUUGGUGGAACAAAAAUAUAUGAAGAUGGAUUACAAUUUUCAAAUGAAUUAUUAAUUACACAUGUUCAUUCAAAUGAUGUUCAAGGAGAUAUAUUUUUAAAGAUAUUUAAUAAUCAAGAAACAUUACAAGAUUUAAAUGGUAGUCAUUGGAAUGUAUUGACUGAAGAAUUCCAUUCCAAAGAACAUGAUCAAUUACAACAAUUUGAUUUUACAAUCAAAACUUAUAAUCGUCGAAAUUAA
Cavenderia fasciculata is the source of this 780-nucleotide messenger RNA. RefSeq names its product dihydrofolate reductase. Gene Ontology annotation, molecular function: NADP binding; dihydrofolate reductase activity. Lineage: Eukaryota; Evosea; Eumycetozoa; Acytosteliales; Cavenderiaceae. Gene Ontology annotation, cellular component: mitochondrion. Bases 1 to 780 code for a protein of 259 amino acids. The record is from RefSeq and is a predicted model, not a curated record. Gene Ontology annotation, biological process: dihydrofolate metabolic process; glycine biosynthetic process; folic acid metabolic process. The transcript is spliced from 4 exons.